This is a messenger RNA of Penicillium chermesinum, 1275 nucleotides long. RefSeq names its product Zn(II)2Cys6 transcription factor domain-containing protein. The coding region runs from base 1 to 1275 and encodes 424 amino acids. Gene Ontology annotation, cellular component: nucleus. Gene Ontology annotation, molecular function: transcription cis-regulatory region binding; zinc ion binding; DNA-binding transcription factor activity, RNA polymerase II-specific. The record is from RefSeq and is a predicted model, not a curated record. Gene Ontology annotation, biological process: regulation of DNA-templated transcription. The transcript has 2 exons. NCBI's taxonomy places the organism in Eukaryota, Fungi, Ascomycota, Eurotiomycetes, Eurotiales, Aspergillaceae.
AUGCCUGCUGAGUCUAAUGGUAGUCCGUAUGGUGGGGGCGAUGCACCAAAACUUCGAACCGCAUGCGAGAAUUGCAGACAAUCGAAGGUCAAAUGCAACUUGUCCGGCAAAAAUGUUUGCACAAGAUGCCUACGACACGGGCUCCAAUGUCAAUACGGGUUUGCCAAUCGAUCCGGGAAGCCUAAGGGCAGUAAGAAUCGAGCUACGCUGCGUAAACUAGGGCAGUUGCAAGACGACAAGCCACCCAUACGAGGAUUCCGUGGGAGUCGAGUCGUACCUCCAAUGCCAGAACGAGAGCCGCUUGUUGCAACUAGUUAUUCAGCACACUUGAGUGACCCUAUGAUAGACGAUGAUGUGUGUUUAAUCCCCGGUCCGCCGGGGAUUUGGGAAAGCUCCAGGAGCUUUGGCAGUGCUACGGCACUCGAUCCCCCGAUUUGUCCAUCUCAACUAGGCACAAUUGAUGGUUCGCCAUUCACCGAUCUAAUGGACUUGUGUCCUUCUCUGCCACCGGGAUUGGGAUAUCCACAUACCCCUGUUACGCCAACAUUCCUGUCACCAGACCCUCUCGUGGAUGGAAUGGCGAGCCCACCUUUUGUUGGAUCCGUGUCGUCGUCGUAUUCGAAUGCUCGAUGUGAAUGUAUGGACAAGCAGCUUUUCUACAUGAACCGCAUGAAUCAUCUGCUUGCGGAGUCCGUGCCCCUCCGGUUUGACCAAAGCCUUCAAACCAUCAAGGCUACAUUCUGCGCAUGUCGAAUGUUUCUUCAGUGUGUCAAGUGCCCCAAAGAGAGUGGGAAUCUAUUGCUGGCGACAUCUGUGCUUAAUUUAACCCUACAACUGUUUGAACAUUGGAUCACGCGGGAGACUUCCCGUGCGCCGCGGGCGGAGCACGGAAUUGACAUUCGCUACGGCCAUUACGAGGCUUGCUCUGAGGAGAACCAGCGCAUUCGGUCCUUUUUGCUUCGUGGGCUUCUUCUCCAGUGCAGGGACGUCUUGUCCAUGUUGACCGCGACGGUGAGUUCCGUCUGCCUUGAAGUCCUCAAAACUGAGGGCGAAAAUUCUCGCGAUCCCUGCCUGGCAGAAGAACCGCUCCCACGAGCCUGGGCAGCUUCUGAGCAUUUGGCGAGGAUCCCAGACCCAGAACUGGAACCCCUCGGCGGUGAUCCGGGUGGUAAUUGUCUUCUGCCCAUCAUUGCGGGCUAUGAAGCAACCGUGGAGGCGUUUCUACACUCUAUCCCGCUGAAUGACUGUAUCUGCCGGUCUAAAUACUCGUCUUGA